Messenger RNA from Vigna umbellata (rice bean), 1208 nucleotides. Its product is annotated as geranylgeranyl pyrophosphate synthase 7, chloroplastic-like. Gene Ontology annotation, biological process: isoprenoid biosynthetic process. Lineage: Eukaryota; Viridiplantae; Streptophyta; Magnoliopsida; Fabales; Fabaceae. Gene Ontology annotation, molecular function: geranylgeranyl diphosphate synthase activity. The record is from RefSeq and is a predicted model, not a curated record.
ACACAGAACACAUUUCUCUCGCUUAGAACCAAACAUGGCUUCUCCUUAUGCCUGUCUCAAUUCCUCCAUCCUCAGCACACCUUCACCUCUCUUUCUCACUCCCCCUUUUCGCACUCUCACACUGCUUCCCAAUCCCACCAAACCACCACCGCCGAAACUCUCAUCUUUUCCCUCUCUCUCCGUCUCUGCUGUGCCCGCUAAGGUAGACACCGCUGUGAGAAUACCGGAAAUCGAAGAUUUUGAUUUCAAAGUCUACAUGCUCCACAAGGCCCACACGGUGAACCAAGCCUUGGACGCAGCCAUUGCGCUGCGCGACCCGGAGAAGAUCCACAAAGCCAUGCGCUACUCCCUUCUUGCCGGCGGCAAGAGGAUCCGCCCCAUCCUCUGUAUAGCUGCCUGCGAGCUCGUCGGUGGCGAUGAUGCCACUGCCAUCCCAGCCGCCUGCGCCGUCGAGAUGAUCCAUACCAUGUCGCUCAUCCACGACGAUCUGCCCUGCAUGGACAACGACGACCUCCGACGCGGCAAGCCGACCAACCACAAGGUCUUCGGCGAGGAUGUGGCGGUUCUUGCCGGCGAUGCGCUGCUCGCGUUCGCGUUUGAGCACUUGGCAGCGGCGACCGAGGGUGUGUCCCCAGCACGCGUGGUUCGUGCGAUUGGGGAGUUGGCGAAAUCGAUCGGAGGAGAUGGUCUUGUGGCGGGACAGGUGGUGGAUUUAGAUUCGGAAGGAGCCUCGAAUGUGGGGCUGGAGAGGUUGGAAUUCAUUCAUGUGCACAAAACGGCGGCGUUGCUGGAAGCUGCGGUUGUGUUGGGCGCAAUAGUGGGAGGUGGGUCGGACGAGGAGAUUGAGAAAUUAAGGAAGUUCGCUAGGUGCAUUGGUUUGUUGUUUCAGGUGGUGGAUGACAUUCUGGAUGUAACUAAGUCGUCCGAGGAAUUAGGGAAGACGGCGGGGAAGGACUUGGUGGCUGAUAAGGUCACGUACCCUAAACUUUUAGGGAUACAGAAGUCCAAAGAGUUUGCUGAGAAACUGUUGCUGGAAGCGAAGGAACAAUUGUUUGGAUUUGAUCCUCCAAAGGCAGCUCCUUUAUUUGCAUUAACCAAUUACAUUGCUUACAGGCAAAGUUAAUUAAUAAUUCAUAUUUCCCUUAUUAGUACAUGAUUUACAGUUUAUGAGAAACUGAUAGUCUUUUAUGGUAUUUAUGAAAUGAUAA